GUGUCUUUAUUCCCGGCCGCCGACCUCCUGAGCAGGAGAAAAUAAAAAAUCCCCCCAAACCCUAAGCCCUCCGCAGCCCGCACCUCUGCACCCCGAAUCCGCCCCCAACGCUGCUAGGGUUUAAUGCCCGCGUCCUCCUCACGCACUCCCCCCGGUCGCUGAUCUGGCCCGUUUGAUCCCGCUAGGCUCUGGGGCCCAGGCUCUAGAGGCGGGUGCAGCGGCGGCACGACGAGAGGGGGGCGGCGGAUGCAGACGGAGGCGAGGGUGGGGAUGGCCGCCGCCACGAUGGACGGGGGCGGCGCCGCCGCGGCCGCAGCGCGGAGGUACACGACGCAGCAGCAGCAGCAGGCACAGCUGCAGCUGCAGCACCACCAGCCGCAGCUCGGGACAGUGCCCCACCUCCUCGCCGGCGGAGUCGCCGGCGCAGUCAGCAAGACAUGCACCGCGCCGCUCGCACGCCUCACCAUCCUCUUCCAGGUGCAAGGAAUGCACUCAGACGUGGCUACAAUGCGGAAUACUAGCAUCUGGCGUGAAGCGUCCCGCAUUGUCUAUGAAGAAGGCUUCCGGGCUUUCUGGAAAGGAAAUCUCGUUACUAUCGCCCACCGGUUGCCUUAUUCUUCAAUUAGUUUCUAUGCGUAUGAGAGAUACAAGAAUAUGCUUCAGAUGCUGCCUGGUCUCGAGAAGAAUGGUGGAUUCGGUGCAGAUGUUGGUGUUAGAUUGCUAGGUGGUGGUUUAUCAGGAAUUACCGCGGCUUCUAUGACGUAUCCACUGGACUUGGUGCGGACACGUCUUGCUGCUCAGACAAAUACUGCCUACUACAGGGGCAUAUCUCAUGCUCUUUUCGCGAUCUGUAGAGAUGAGGGUUUCAGGGGAUUGUACAAGGGUCUUGGUGCCACUUUACUGGGAGUAGGCCCCAGCAUCGCAGUAAGCUUCUCUGUAUAUGAAACUUUACGUACCCAUUGGCAAAUAGAGAGGCCAUAUGAUUCCCCUGUCCUGAUCAGUUUAGCCUGUGGAAGUCUUUCGGGAAUUGCAUCAUCAACUUUUACAUUCCCGUUGGACCUUGUGAGACGCCGCAUGCAACUGGAAGGUGCAGGUGGGAGGGCUCGUAUCUACAACACGGGACUUUUCGGAACGUUUGGACAUAUUGUCCGCACGGAAGGUUUUAGAGGCCUGUAUAGAGGAAUCCUGCCUGAGUACUGCAAAGUAGUUCCUGGUGUUGGCAUCGUAUUUAUGACAUACGAGAUGUUGAAGGCCAUCCUCACAGGACUGGAAUCAGAUGAUUAGAUCUCCGCUGUUCUUUCACGCUCAACAAUUUUGAUAUAUGGUGGCAGAAUAACAUUUGAGGCUGAUUAGGGUGGGAGAAGUAUGAGUAUGUAGCAUAUGGUAGGAUUUAGAACAUGGUGAGUUUUGCAGUUCGUGUGACAUGGUUACAGGUUUCCUUGUAGUGUACCAUGAAAUAUGUCAUAGGUCUUCCUACUUUUUUUUUCCAUUGCCAUCGUUUUUGUGUACCUUCAUGACUCAACACUGUAAUGAUACAUAAGGCAGUCUACCGCGUGACUACCUUCUUCGCACCUCUAAGAGAAGCUCUCCAAGUCUAUCAAUAUUAUAGCGAGGUUAUGGAUCGUGGUGGAAGGGAGGGAACUAGGAAUAGCCUUUGACAUUCAUUUAUCCUGAUAUGGAUUAUGGGUCUGUUUCCUGUAUACUGAUAUUGUAUCUCAACUUAUGGGAUGGGACAAUCACGCGAUGUACUGCAAGUGCUUUAACAUCUCACAUGGUGAUUAUAUCAGCGUUCACA
Messenger RNA from Panicum hallii, 1795 nucleotides. RefSeq names its product mitochondrial substrate carrier family protein B-like. The record is from RefSeq and is a predicted model, not a curated record. The transcript is spliced from 7 exons. Gene Ontology annotation, biological process: transmembrane transport. NCBI's taxonomy places the organism in Eukaryota, Viridiplantae, Streptophyta, Magnoliopsida, Poales, Poaceae. The coding region runs from base 247 to 1284 and encodes 345 amino acids.